Molecule: messenger RNA, 2360 nt
Organism: Spea bombifrons (plains spadefoot toad)
Lineage: Eukaryota; Metazoa; Chordata; Amphibia; Anura; Pelobatidae
Product: protein BTG2-like
Exons: 2
Coding region: 188-664 (158 amino acids)
Biological process (GO): negative regulation of mitotic cell cycle; negative regulation of cell population proliferation
Cellular component (GO): nucleus; cytoplasm
Source: RefSeq, a predicted model, not a curated record
GUCAGGCAGUGCGUAGGUCGUUUCGCAGCAAGGCACUUAGAUGAGGGUGUACGUACGGUAAAACCCAUCAGAACGGGGGAUUUUCAGCUUCCCAGAAUACGUACACCCUCACGCUCCCCUCCACACAAGCUAGCGUAGGCCACGUGCUACCAGGCCGGUCCCUAAAAGCGUUAUCUUCUCCACCACCAUGUCGAACGGACCCGCAGCCGGGUAUAACCUUGACACACUGCCGGAAAUCGAAGCGGCCGUCAGCUUUCUUUCAGGUCUUCUGAAGAUUCGACUAAGCGAACACCUGGUGCAAGUUUUUGCUGCCGCCUUACGUUCUACACUCAUAGAUCACUACCAGCACCACUGGUUUCCUGACAAGCCUGCCAAGGGGUCCGGUUACCGUUGCAUCAGAAUAAACCAUAAGAUGGAUCCUGUUAUCAGCAAAGUUGCCAGUCGAAUCAACAUAACCGGUCAACAGCUGCUUGGUCUCCUUCCUAAAGAGCUCACUCUAUGGGUUGACCCCUACGAGGUUUCAUACCGCAUUGGUGAAGAUGGUUCUAUAUGUGUCCUCUAUGAGGCCCCAGUUCCUACUCCUCGGGGCCCCUUAAACUGCAAGAGGGAGCUGCUGAGCAGUUCCAGUUCUUCUAACCAAUACCUGAUGACCGUGGGAAGUUAAACAUGGGGACUUCCCAUCUGCUGCUUGUGUAUGUGUAAAUACCUCGCUCUGGGAGCCAUGUUUUGUAAUGAAGACCUAUUUAUAUUUUUAAAGAUUUUUUUUUUGAGAUAUAAAGUUUUUAAUUGACUUUUUGAUGCCUAGAGGGUUUUUCUUAAAUUCUCUUUUUGAGAAACACUAAUGAUGCACUAGUACAGCCCCUGGCAGUAUCUGCAAUAACUUAAUGAAAUGCAGUUGUAUUCAAUACACAUGGGUACUAUAGAGGAUGUGAUUAAUUGGAAAGUAUUGCUAAUUUUUGGGAGUUAUAAACAUUCCUGAUUUGUCAGUUGAGGGGGGGCAGGGUAAUAUGGUAUAACUGAACUGCACUUAGCCACUCUAGUUGUAAACCAUAGUACAACUUGGUGUCUCCUGAAAUUCGUAAUCAUGCUUGAUCCACACCAUCAACAGCAUGCUUUAAUGCUUUAGUGAUACUGCAGUUGUAAACAUGAAGAAAUGUCAUUUCGCAGUACUAAUAUUAGAUGACUCCAAUCCAUGCUGAACCAGCUUGACUGCACUUUUUUAGUGUAAUCAAAUAGAGUUGUGCUUAAUCCCGUUUAAAUUCCUGUAUGAGACAUAGGAUGUUGCAGUGCAACACAGACCUCUGUGGAUCAGAGUAUUCUAAUCUGACACUUUUUUUAAUGGGAUAUAAACACUUUAGGAUGUCAGAUAUUUGUACCUCCAUAUGUUUCAGUUUUCUACAAGCUAACAUUUGUGAUGCGUUUGAUACGAUUCGCUGUUGGCUGCAGCUCAGUGUCCUCCAUGUCCAAUGAUGAAAAGCAGUCCUUUUCCAAAGCUAGCUCAACUCUGUACUGAGAUCUCGUGAAAUUAAUCUUGGAUAAAUUGAGAUUGUCUAAAAUAAAAGCAUAAUUGCUUCUAGUUCCCCUAUGAUCCUUUGUUAGUUAAUAUAUUCACAUGUCCUCUUUUUUCGCCAUGUAGACAGUUGCUUGCGAUUUCCCUCAAAACUGCAAACCAACACUUCCUGGGGGUAUGUGAGCAUUUUUAUUUUUGGAUGGAAGCUGCAUAUGUACUACUAGGUUGUUUACCUCCUUGUAUUCCCACUUGAAUGUUUAUUCCUUUUGGCAUUAACAAUGGCGAUGGCUCUGGUUGGAAUAAAAAGGAAAAGAACAUACUCCUAUAUAAAGUAAAAAAAAAAUAAUUGGUUCCAUAUCACACUUACAAUGGGGAGAUGACAGUAAAAACUCACACGAUAACUGGCAAGUUGCAAUUUAUAAAGAUUAACAGACAUAGUACAGGGUCUUGCAAGCUUAUGGCACGUUAGAUCUUGCAGUUACUCUUUAGAGUAACGAGUGCACUUAUUAAAAUGAUAGCUUUGUUUCAUCAUGGGGAAAAUGUUUUGCACAGUUGUAACUUCUACUCUAGUUCCUAAUACUGCCUCAAAAUAUGUACCAAGUUCAUGGUGAGACUUUCCAUGAAGAUAUCUGUCUACUGUUGAACAUAAAUGUAUUUAAUCUUCCAGUGCCUUCCUAGUAUGUGUAAUGUGAACUAUGCUGCAGAACAUGCCACACACAACACAUGCAGUGUAUUUUUCAUUCUAUGCCAGCACAGUACUGUUCAAUUUAUUGUUUUGAUACUCUGAAUUGUUAUGUAUUGAACCACUGGAUGCUGUACUUCUGUUUGUAAUAAAAAACUCAUGUUCGUA